GAUCAGACAGUUGUCGAACUGCCAAGCGUUCGGUUGGGUCUUCAAAUUUCGAGCUACAAAGAAAACUAGAAACUCGAAACUAGUGCACAAUGGCUCCUGGUCUUAUCAUUGCCGCUGUGUCGCUUUGUCUGUCGCUGCUCAGCUGUGGCUCUGUCAAUGCACGCCAAGGAUAUGGACCGGGCGAACAGGAUUGGGGCUUCAUGGAUGUGCGCACAGGCGCCCACAUGUUCUAUUGGCUCUACUACACCACGGCCAAUGUGACCAGCUACACGGAGCGUCCAUUGGCCAUUUGGCUGCAAGGUGGACCGGGCGCCUCGUCCACGGGCUACGGCAACUUCGAGGAACUCGGACCACUCAAGCUGGAUGGCAGCUACCGUGAGUGGAACUGGGCCAAGGACAUGAAUGUCAUGUUCAUCGACAAUCCCGUGGGCACUGGCUUCAGCUACGUGGACAACUCUUCGUAUUAUACGACGACGAACAAGCAGAUCGCCUUGGAUCUGGUGGAGCUGAUGAAGGGCUUCUAUGACAAUCAUCCAGAGUUUAAGGCCGUGCCGCUGCACAUCUUCUGCGAGAGUUACGGCGGCAAAAUGGCUCCAGAGUUCGCCCUGGAGCUGUACUAUGCCAUACAGCGCGGGGAGAUCAACAGCAACUUGGUGUCUGUUGGCUUGGGUGAUCCGUGGACAUCGCCCAUCGAUUCGGUGCUCUCCUGGGCGCCGUUCCUCCUGCAGCUGGGCAUCGUUGAUCAGGAUGGCCACGACAAGAUCGAGUCGUCGGCCGCAGCGACCAAGCGAUGUGUGGACCGUGAGAUGUGGACACUGGCCACACUUCAGUGGAGCUCCACGCAGUCGGUGGUGUUGCGUGAGUCGAAGGGCGUUGACUUCUACAAUGUGGAGACACCCACCCUGGGCGACAAGUACGUGUUGCGGUCCCUGGGAAUGAGUCAAGAGGAGAUCAUGUACCGCACUUUGGUGCACUUUGACAUUGAUGAGGAUCGGGAAAAGCUGCUGGAGGAGCUGAUGCGUGGACCUGUCACCGAGGCCCUCAACAUCACCACAGGCGUCAAGUGGGGCGCACAGAGCAGCGCAACCUUCUCCUCCUUAAUGGGUGAUUUCAUGAAGCCCGCCGUGCACAUUGUGGGUGAACUGCUGAGCAACACUACCGUCCGGGUGGGUGUGUUCUCCGGCGGCCUGGACCUGAUCUGUGCCACACCAGGCGCUGUCAAUUGGAUUGCCGGCAUGGAGUGGACGGACAAGGCGGCCUAUCUGGCUGCUCCCCGUGUUGGCAUCACGGUGGACCGUGUGCUCGAGGGCUAUGAGAAGACGGCUGGCAAUUUCAGCAUGUUCUGGGUGAACCGUGCCGGACACAUGGUGCCCGCCGAUAAUCCAGCCACCAUGUCUUACAUUCUGCGCAAAUUCACCAACUUUGGUUAAGCGCCUGUCAA
Drosophila guanche is the source of this 1441-nucleotide messenger RNA. Its product is annotated as retinoid-inducible serine carboxypeptidase. Gene Ontology annotation, biological process: proteolysis. Gene Ontology annotation, molecular function: serine-type carboxypeptidase activity. NCBI's taxonomy places the organism in Eukaryota, Metazoa, Arthropoda, Insecta, Diptera, Drosophilidae. Bases 90 to 1430 code for a protein of 446 amino acids. The transcript is spliced from 4 exons. The record is from RefSeq and is a predicted model, not a curated record.